Molecule: messenger RNA, 1344 nt
Organism: Egretta garzetta (little egret)
Lineage: Eukaryota; Metazoa; Chordata; Aves; Pelecaniformes; Ardeidae
Gene: HS1BP3
Product: HCLS1 binding protein 3
Exons: 8
Coding region: 1-1329 (442 amino acids)
Molecular function (GO): phosphatidylinositol binding
Source: RefSeq, a predicted model, not a curated record
AUGGGUCUCCAUGAACCUCAGCUUUUUCUUACUCCUGCAGGUAGGAUCUUCAUAAAGGAAGUCAUCUCCAUGCUUCGUGCAGUGGUUGUGAAAGGACAGGUGGUUUUGUUUCCAGUGGGAUUUUCUGUGGGGAAGCUGAGUGCUUUAGCUGGUGGAUCCUUUCUGCUGUUUGGCAACAAGACUGUCAGUCAGACAGUCAAGACCAAACAGCAGCUCAAAGAGAUCAUGCCAAUUCAAAAUACGCACACGGGGCUGGAUUUGUCAGUGCCGGAAUACCAGGAAAUCCACGGGAAGAUGAUGUCUGGCCAUGUAGAGUAUCACAUUGUUGUUGUUACCCGACUGGCUGCCUUCAAAUCAGCAAAGCACAAGCCUGAAGAUGUAGUACAAUUUAUGGUUUCCAAGAAGUACAGCGAGAUAGAGGAGCUCUACCAGAAGCUGGCGGCACGAUAUCCACGGGCUUCUCUUCCGCUCUUGCCUAGAAAAGUUCUCUUCGUGGGGGAAUCUGACAUCUGUGAACGAAGAGCUAUGUUCAAUGAUAUAAUGAAAUUCAUCUCAAAAGAUGAGGAUCUAGCAACAAGUCCUGAGUUACUGGAAUUUUUAGGAACAAAAUCUACUAGUGCCAUUGACUUCAAGGGUAAAAACAUUCCGGAUGACAAGGAGAAAGAAGAUGAAGAAAAUGAGGCAUUGGAUUUUUUCAAAGAGGAGAAGACACCUGACUUAAUCUCACAGCUUUCAUCAUUGGAAAAUGCCAAAAAAGGGGAGAAAGAAGAAGAGGAAGAGGAGGAAGAAUUAGAUCCUCUUGGUAUAAUCAGAACUAAAAAAACAAAGAAGGCAUCUGCUCCUCCAACCAAGGAAGAGAAGCCCAAAUUAACGAUUUUUGAAGACGAAGUAGAUCCAGAUGAAGAACUCUUUGGCCCAGGAAAAGAUUUCUCAUCAAUUGGUCCCAGGAAGAAGACGAAAGAGAAUCUGAAAUUAUUUGAAGAUCCAGACCUUGGUGGGGUGGUAAGACCGGGUGACUCACUACUGCUGCCAGCUGCCUGUAAGGACAGGGAGUACGUGCUGAACACGGGUCCUGAGGAGGACAUUGAGACACUGCUAAGAGUUGAAGAUGAUUUAGAGAAGCUCUUGAAAGUAACCUCCAAACCAAAACCAAAGGUACCAUCAAAACCACCGUUGCCUCAGAAGCCAGCAGUUACCCCCAGGAGCUCUAAUUCAUCUCCACUGGCAAAGCCGAAGGAAAGCAGGAUUCAGACAAUGAAUGAAGUGGACAUUCUCCAGUAUAUCCAGGAAAAUGAAUCUAUCAACGACGAAGAUACAAAUCUUUUUUGAACAUACAUAUUUUUA